Theileria equi strain WA is the source of this 1038-nucleotide messenger RNA. RefSeq lists its product as hypothetical. Bases 1 to 1038 code for a protein of 345 amino acids. Gene Ontology annotation, biological process: protein phosphorylation. The record is from RefSeq and is a predicted model, not a curated record. NCBI's taxonomy places the organism in Eukaryota, Apicomplexa, Aconoidasida, Piroplasmida, Theileriidae. Gene Ontology annotation, molecular function: protein kinase activity; ATP binding. The transcript has 8 exons.
AUGUAUGUUUACGGAAAUUUAUUCUCAUAUAUUUUGCAGUUGGAAAAGCAGUUGUCAAAUUUACAAUCUCAAGAGGAUGAUUUUGAUGAAUCAGAUGACAAUCGCAGUGCUAUUGCAGAUAAGGGUCGUUACAGAUGCUUUGCAAAAUUGUUACUAAACCCUUAUAUAAUCAGAAACAAUUCGUGUGUAAAUGAGAAACAUCGAUCAGGAGAUGUCGAAUAUCAGCUGGAUACUCUUUUAGAUGAAGUUGAGGAUAUCAAGGAUCACACGGAGAGAUACUGGAUUGACAUGGAUAUUGACAGGAAAGAUUAUGAGGGUGCUUUGAAUAUUAUAACCGUCUCAAAAAUUUUGAGGAAGAAGAAACCCUUUAUUGAUACAUGGUGUUUAUUAUAUGUAACACCCGAAAUGAGAAACGGCUCAGUUGAAAACUACCUGAAAAAUCUACCAAAUAGAUUUGACAUUUACCAGUUGGAGGACGAUCUUUUGCGGAAUAAUUUAAGGCAGCAAAUUACACUCUUGACUUACAUGGAAAGGAAAAAAAUAGCCCACAACAAUAUAAAACCAAGCAAUGUUUUAAUAUCGCAAGAUGGGCUAAAAUUGCUCCUUUCAGACUUUUGCCCAAAGACAUUGUUCAUUGAGCGGUGCUACAAGGUUAACCAAGGGAAACUAAAUAUGCAUUCGUUCAUAUCACCGGAAUUGAUGCUUUUGUUGGCUGAUAAAAUCCCAUUCAACUCCCCAGAGCUUUCAAAUGAUAUCGUGGCGAAUCUAAAUCGAUUUCAACAUCUGGAUUUCGCGGAAAGAAUAGAUGCGUUUCUCCAUAAAAACGAUGUUUUCUGCUUGGGCUUAGUCUAUUAUCAUCUGUUAACGCUAACAAUCCCUAAAAUGGACGAGCAGUUGGUAUACCAAGACAUGAUAGACGAUUUGAACAAACUACGAGAUACGCGUGAUAUGGGUCUCAUAGAUAUGGUCUUGAGAAUGUUACAGUUUGAUCCAUCCUUCAGACCAUCAUGGGCUGAACUACUUGAAGAUUUUGAGUAA